UUAGAAAUAGCACAAUCCGUCUCACGUGCGCCUGUGGCGCUUCGUCUGACCUCCACUCCUGCAUCAUGUGCUGAUGACCCAAUGGAACCAAAUUCAUCAGAGAACAUAUCUUCAACGACACACGCAAACAUGGACCGUGACAGGGUCAGUCCAUCCCACGCAGGAAAACAGCUGGGCCAGUUCACUCCAGAGUCCUACAACUGCCACGUGGAAACAGCCACAGCUCUGCUUACAUCUAUUCAAAGUCCCACUGCAGGGCUCACAGCAGGAGUCUCCAUCACAGAUUGUGGAGCUCAAACGGAGAAAGACAGACGUGGAGGGACUCCUGGGCAGACACGGAGCUCAGAUUGUAAGCCACAAGAGAGCCAAGAAGCCAGAGAGACAAACCGCCAGUGCUCAGGGCCACGGGACGGGUCAGGGACGGUGGGAGGGGACAGAGGAACGAGGACCGUGGGGGUGGACAAGGGACCAGGGCAGUGCAGGAAGUGUGCUUGCAGACACAGCGUUUCCACAGACUGGACAAAUCCAGGGGGAGAAGAAAGGAAGGGUCCGGUGGAUUCCAUUAAAAACUCCUGGUAUCAUCUUUCCCAGACACACCCAGUGCUGUCUGAAUACCUUCCACAGACCCCUCAGCACGAUCCACACACUUCACGUAACCUCAGUUCAUCUCCAGGCACUCAGACAAGUGUUUUCAAUCCUCCACAGCCCCAACUACAAAUCAACACUUUGUAUGUCCCACGUCAGCACUGGGAAAGCAGCGCUGUCAAUCACCAACAUCUGUGCCAAACAAACUCAGCUCCACCUCCCCCCCAGCAGGUGCAAUCAGCACAACUCCAAAAUCUGUUUUCCCAAACUCCACUCAGGCAAACAGAUUCACAGCCAGACCACAGCAGACAGACCAGUGUGAGCACAACCAUUCAGCAAGUCACGUGCGACGCAGGCGGCAGCACGGUGACGAGCUGUUGUAGUAAGUCCACAGCAGGAAUUCACAGAAGCAAACACGCAAGUUUGUCAUCUGACAUCACAACAUCGCUCUCCAAUGCAGGUUCCCCUUCAGUUCACACCAGCGUCAGUAAGAGUGCAAUGACACAAGACAUCUGGGUGACAAACAGGGCGUCGGAUAUCGCUGCUGGGCAGCCACCGAAGCCACCGGCGUCCAUUAACCAGGAACCCAAAGACUAUACAACAUAUGACUACACAGCUCAGAGUGGUAAUGCUGCAGGAGAUGACAUUAUCAGCAAAUACCAGUCUUACUUCUUGGUGGGUCAGCUGCACAGCUAUCAGCCAGAGUGCAUGGCCACGGCGGUGAGACCUGUGCCGAACUGCCAAGAUUACGCCGACGGCACCAGCAGCAGUGACGAUGAAGGAAAGCUGAUCAUUGAGCUUUAGAACUUUGAAGGUUUUACCUGCUAAGGACCACUCAACCAAUGAGUCAUAGCCGCUGACAUGCUGCCGACGCCUCAUCAGAGUUGUAAAUACAAAGAAAGCAUCAUUUUUUUAAAUGGCCUAAAAUUUAGCAUUUGAAAUUUCCAAGCCAUAAUCCUGUAUUUUUGGACAAAAAGAUCACAUCUCUAUAAAUACAGAAGAAACCAAAAGGUGCACUCCGGUGAGCAUGUACAGU
Molecule: messenger RNA, 1621 nt
Organism: Thalassophryne amazonica
Lineage: Eukaryota; Metazoa; Chordata; Actinopteri; Batrachoidiformes; Batrachoididae
Exons: 4
Coding region: 82-1389 (435 amino acids)
Source: RefSeq, a predicted model, not a curated record